AGGUGGAAAAUGGACUAAUGCCUCUCUUUAAGUUCCCUUUCCAGUUUCCUUCCAUUUCCAACCUCCCUAUACGCAACGCUUGAUAACUAACCGUCUUUGCAUCUAUGGCUUCCGAAACCUCCUCUUCUAUGUUCAGCCGUCCAUGGAAUAACGAUGUCUUCUUGAGUUUCAGAGGUGAAGACACUCGCAAGAGCUUCACCGAUCAUGUCUACACUGCUCUAGUCCGAUCAGGAAUCCGUACAUUUAGAGACGACGAUGAGCUUCGUAGAGGAGAAGAUAUCUCUUCAGCACUUAUCAAAGCAAUCCAACAAUCAAGAAUUUCUCUAAUCGUCUUCUCUAAACGCUACGCUUCCUCUCGAUGGUGUCUCGAUGAGGUUACAGAGAUCAUUAAUUGCAAAAAUACCAUCGGCCAGAUCGUAAUUCCCAUAUUCUAUGACGUUGACCCUUCCGAUGUUCGAAGACAGACGGGUCCUUUUCAGCAAGCUUUUGAUAGACAUGAAAAACGGUUUAGGGAAGAAAUGGAGAAAGUGAAGAAGUGGAGAGUAGCUCUUGAAGAUGCUGGAAAGCUAUCUGGAUUUGCUCUCCAGAAUAUGGAAAAUGGGCAUGAAUCCAAAUUUAUUGAAAAGAUUGUAGAAGAUGUUUUAAGUAAAUUGAAUUACAAUUACUUUGAUGUUGCCAAACAUCCGGUGGGCAUCGAUUCCAGGGUGACAGAUGUGAUUUCCUUGCUAAGUCUAGACAUAAAUGAUGUUAGCAUUGUGGGAAUCCAUGGGAUGGGGGGAAUUGGAAAAACGACCAUAGCAAAAGCUGUAUUCAAUCAUCUUUGUCAUGGAUUUGAAGGAAGCAGUUUUCUUUUGAAUGUUAGGGAAGUUUCGGAACAAACCAAUGGUCUGGUUAAAUUACAAAAACAACUUCUUUCUGAUACCUUGAAGUCAAACAAGUUCAAAAUCUAUAAUAUUGAUAGUGGCAUCAGCUUGAUCAAACAAAGACUUUGUGCUGAAAGAGUUCUUGUUGUUCUUGAUGAUUUGGAUCAAUUGGAACAACUAGAUGCAUUGGUAGGAGAGGGAAAUUGGUUUGGCCUAGGAAGUAGAAUAAUCAUUACAACUAGAGAUGAACAUUUGCUAGCUCAACUUGAAUUGGUUGAAAAAUAUAAGGUUAAUAUAUUGAAUCGUGAUGAAUCCCUUCAACUUUUCAGCAAGCAUGCCUUCAAGAAAACCCAUCCAUUAGAAGAAUAUGUGGAUCUUUCAAAUUCUGUGGUGGAUUAUGUUGGAGGACUUCCAUUAGGUCUUGAAGUUUUAGGUUCUUAUUUGUGUAACAGAACCAUACCUGAAUGGGAAAGUGCUGUGCAGAAAUUAAGAAAAAUCCCUCACUGGCAAAUCCAGAAAAAGCUUAGAAUAAGUUUUGAUACAUUAGAUGAUGAUAAAGUAAAGGAUAUAUUCCUUGAUAUUGCAUGCUUCUUCACUUGCAAGGAUAAAGAUAGUGUACUAAAAAUACUAGAAGAUUGUGGUUUCUUCCCAGAAAUAGGUAUUAGCGUUCUCAUCCAGAGGUCUCUUUUAACAAUUGAUUAUGAGAAUAGGUUAAUAAUGCAUGAUCUACUACGAGAUAUGGGAAGGGAGAUUAUCCGAGAAAUGUCACCUAACCAUCCUGGAAAGCGUAGCAGACUUUGGUUUCAUGAGGACGUUCUGAAAGUACUCAAACGGCAGGAGGGAACAGAUGUGAUUGAGGGUAUCGCACUUGAUACACGAGCAACAAAAGAAGUUACUCUGAGCAUAGAAUCUUUUGCAGAGACGAGAAAUUUGAGAUUGCUCCAAAUCAAUGCAGUAAAUCUUACUGGAGAACAAGAACAUCGUUUUGAAGACUUAAGAUGGCUUUGCUGGCAUGAAUGCCCUUUUGAAUCACUACCACCAAAUUUGCAACUAGACAACCUAGUUGUUCUUGAAAUGCAAUGCAGCAACAUCACAGAAAUCUGGAAGGAUGUCAAAGUUCUGAAGAAGCUGAAGAUACUUGAUCUCUCUCAUUCUCGACACCUUGCUAAAACACCAAAUUUCUCUGGACUCAUUAGUUUGGAGAAACUAAUACUUCAAGGUUGCACAAGUUUAGGUGAGGUCCACUUAUCUAUUGGACAACUAGAGAAACUUGUUUUCCUGAAUUUAAAGGGCUGCAAGAGCCUAAAGGACCUUCCUGAAAGUAUCUGUAACUUGAAAUCUCUUGAAAUUCUAAAUAUUGCCUUAUGCACUAAACUUGCUAGAUUGCCAGAGCACUUGGGUAACAUGGAAUCCUUAACUGAGCUUGAAGCAGAUAAAACUGAUAUUAAACAGCUGCCCUCUUCCAUUAGGUAUUUGAAGAACCUUAGAAAUUUAUUUUGGAGUGUAAUGGAAGAUGGUGUGGAACCAUCCAUUCGUUCUCCAAAAGAUUCAACAUGGCUUUUGUCAACAAGUUUAAACUCCAAAGCUCUGCAGCCUACCUCCUUUCUCAGCUCAAGCUCACUGACAACACUUGAUCUUUUUGGCUGUGGUUUAUCUGAUGAUGCAAUUUCUAUUGAUUUUGGGAGUUUGUCAUCACUUUCAAAGUUGUCACUGGGAAAAAUUGACUUUUGUCAUAUGCCUAGUGGCAUUAGCCGCCUUACCAAGCUUCGGUUCUUGGGCCUGACUUCCUGCAGAAAUAUUAAAUCAACUGGAAAGUUGCCAUCUAGUUUAGUGUUCUUGUUUAUAGCAGAUUGUGAAUCCUUGGAGAGAAUAUCACUUUCAUUAGAAAAACUAUGGGGAAUGCAUCUGUUUGGUUGCCACAAACUAGUUGAAAUUCAGGGAUUGAAGAGUGCCCGAAAGGUAGCAAAAUUUAUAUUCAAAGGGUCCAAUUGGACAGAUAAUUUUAAGAAGUCUUUGGCAGAUGCAGGUCUAUGUCAAAUAGCUAAUGGUUUUUUCGUGGAUUUGUAUAGGGCGAUUAAGCAUUUGAAAAAGAGGUUGAUGUAAAUGAAGACUGGAAGGUCAGAGGGAAGUAAAGAUAAAGUUGAGCCAAGCAAUGCCGAACAGCUAUUUAAAUUGUAAUGGUUGACAGCCACAAAAUAGAACCCCUAAAUUUAAAUAGCAGAGCUCCACAAACAAGAAGUGAAGAGGGUUACAAGAUUUGAAGAACCAAAACCGAGUUGAUUUGCAGAGAGAGAGAGCUCAAGUUGUAGAUUUGACAGAACUAGAGUUGCAGGCUAUAGAGUCACAUUAGAGUUAUAUAUAUAGAAUAAUAUUAGAGUCACAUUUAAAUAUUAUCUCUAGAUUAAAGUUUUCGUUUAAAAUUAUUUUACUAUUUUUUUAUUUUAUUUAAUUUAUACAUUGAUAUUAUUUUCUAAAGUAAAAUACUUUUAUUAGAGUUAUUAGGCAUUAAUAAAUUCCUUUAUGCUACAAUUUUCCCGAUAAGUACAAAUAUUUUCAAUUGAUUUAUUAUAACCAAUUGUAACACGAUGAAAAAAAUUUAAGUUUCUGAGAACAAAGCAAUGAAAAAUUGAAAAAGCAUUUCAACAAACACCAACAGAAUUACACAGCAUUACAAUAAAUACGCCCAAAAAAGCAAUUCAUGGAACAAGGGAGAAUGCUAAUCUGACGAGUAAACCGCUAAUUAACAUCACAUCAUAUAACGAUCUCACCAAA
Molecule: messenger RNA, 3635 nt
Organism: Jatropha curcas
Lineage: Eukaryota; Viridiplantae; Streptophyta; Magnoliopsida; Malpighiales; Euphorbiaceae
Product: disease resistance protein RPV1
Biological process (GO): defense response; signal transduction
Molecular function (GO): ADP binding
Source: RefSeq, a predicted model, not a curated record